Marmota monax (woodchuck) is the source of this 5165-nucleotide messenger RNA. It is a transcript of the gene Cenpi, whose product is annotated as centromere protein I. The transcript is spliced from 22 exons. The coding region runs from base 261 to 2483 and encodes 740 amino acids. The record is from RefSeq and is a predicted model, not a curated record. NCBI's taxonomy places the organism in Eukaryota, Metazoa, Chordata, Mammalia, Rodentia, Sciuridae. Gene Ontology annotation, cellular component: kinetochore.
AUGCGCGGGGCGCGGCCCGCGCCUUUGAAUCUAGAAGGCGGCUUUCAGACUCCAGAGCCUGGGGGCUGAGGAGUGUUUCGGGUUGUGAGAGUGAGUGAUCCUUGGCAAGCACUGGAACGGUUCACUCCAUGGGGUCAGAAGCUGCUUCCCUGCUUUCUUUCUUAGGACUCUAGGAAACAACUCCAAGUUGGACAGUUCCAUUGGAUUGGACAUAUUUGUUACUCUACUGUUUUGGCAUCUGUUCUAGAACAUAUGCAAUAAUGUCACCUCAAAAGAGAGUCAAGAAUUCCCAGGCACAAAAUAGAACUUCACAAGUUAGUAAUAGAUGUCAGACCAAACUCUCAGCUUGGAAAGCAAAACCAAGCAACUCAAAGAGCAUCUUGAAACAAAACAACACAGUGGAAGAUUGUGAACAUGGUGAUGAUCAAGCUGAAGAUGCUCUGCAAAUAACACUGGAAUACUUUGAAAAAGGUCCUAUUAAAACUUCACGAAGUAAAAAUAAAAUCUUGGAAAAACACUUGAAAACUGUGGAGAAUAUGGCUUGGAAGAAUGGGUUAGUUCCAGACGCAAUUGACAUUCUAUUAAAUGCAGCACUCAGUGGCAAAUUUGGGAAUGCUGUAAAUACUCGGAUACUGAAGUGCCUGAUUCCAGCAACUCUAAUAUCAGAACAUUCUGUGGUUAAGGCAGUCUCCUGGCUCUGUGUUGGCAAGUGUUCUGGUAGCACCAAGGUACUUUUUUAUCGAUGGCUGGUUGCAAUGUUUGACUUCAUUGAUAAUAAGGAGCAAAUUAACUUGCUUUAUGGCUUCUUUUUCGCUUCAUUGCAAGAUGAUGCACUGUGCCCUUAUGUCUGCCAUUUGUUAUAUUUACUUACCAAAAAAGAAAAUGUCAAACCAUUUCGUGUGAGAAAGCUGCUUGAUCUUCAAGCUAAAAUCGGAAUGCAACCUCAUCUCCAAGCUUUGUUGUCACUAUAUAAGUUCUUUGUUCCUACUUUGAUUUCUGUAUCUCUGCCUGUAAGGAAGAAGAUCUAUUUUAAGAAUUCAGAGAAUAUGUGGAAUUCAGCUCUACUUGCUAUGAGGCUAAGAAAUCAGCAACCUUUUCCAGAACCUCUAAAACUGGUGUUGGGUUCAGCUAGUGUCCGUCCUCUAAAAAGAAAAUUGAAUUCUCACUCAGUUAUACCUGUGCUAAAUUCUGGUAGCUAUACUAAAGAAUGUGGAAAAAAAGAGAUGAGUCUUUCUGAUUGUCUCAGUCACAAUAGAUCCUUUCCACUAGAACAGCUUCAAAACUUCCCUCAACUCUUACAAAACAUUCAUUGCUUAGAGCUGCCUUCUCAGAUAGGCUCAGUGCUGAACAACUCUCUGCUACUUCACUAUAUUAACUGUGUCAGAGAUGAGUCGAUUUUAUUGAGGCUCUAUCACUGGUUGAGUCAAACAUUACAAGAAGAAUGUAUUUGGUAUAAGGUGAAUAAUUAUGAACACGGAAAAGACUUUACCAACUUCCUGGACACUAUCAUCAGGGCACAGUGCUUCCUACAGGAGGGGUUUUAUUCCUGUGAAGCAUUCCUCUAUAAGAGCCUUCCUCUCUGGGAUGGCCUCUGUUGUCGGUCACAGUUCCUUCAGCUUGUGAGCUGGAUUCCUUUUAGUAGUUUUUCAGAGGUGAAGCCACUUCUUUUUGACCAUCUAGCACAGCUCUUCUUUACAUCAACCAUUUAUUUCAAGUGUAGUGUUCUUCAGAGUCUGAAAGAGCUACUGCAGAACUGGCUGUUGUGGCUUUCUGUGGACAUUCGCAUGAAACCUCUGACGAGCAGUCUUCUAGAGACAACUUUGGGUGGAUCCAUGGACUCUGUGUCUAAACUGAUUGACUAUGUAGGAUGGCUGUCCACUACUGCAAUGCGAUUGGAGAGUAACAGUACUUUCUUGUUGCACUUCAUUUUGGAUUUCUAUGAGAAGGUAUGUGACAUAUAUGUAAAUUAUAACCUUCCAUUAGUGGUAUUAUUUCCUCCUGGGAUCUUCCACUCUGCACUCCUCAGCCUGGAUACCAGUAUAUUGAACCAGCUCUGUUAUAUUAUGCACAGGUAUCAUAAAAAUUUGAGUGCAGCAAAGAAAAAUGAGUUGGUACAAAAGGCAAAAUCAGAGUUCAAUUUCAGCAGCAAGACCUAUCAACAAUUUAAUCAGUAUUUGACAACCAUGGUUGGUUGUCUGUGGACAUCCAAACCCUUCGAGAAAGGAACACAUAUUGACCUCCAAAUCCUAGAAAGUGCUGGAAUAAUGGAAUAUAAAAACAGUUUAAAUUUAGUCUGUCACCCUUCUCUAUUAAGCUAUGCUGCCUCCUUUUUGCUGCAGGAAAACCUGGAAGAAAGGACAAUAAACAUGGGCUCUAUUCGGGGGAAGAAAUGGAACUGGUAUUUGGAAUAUUUAUUUUCAGAGGGGUUACAAGGCUUGAAACUUUUCAUAGGAAGUAAUAUUCAUCAUUCUUCUGUCCCAUGAUCAGAGCUGUCCCCUGAUAACCACCAUGGUAAAUAUUAAAUGAAUGUUUACAUACACACUGAACUUGCUGGACUAAAUUCCUUCCUCAAUGCUAGAGAGGACAAGUAGCUCAACUUGUGUUUCCCUAUCCAUUUCAUUAAUGGACUGCCAUUUUCAAGGAGUACUCAGAGUGGCCUUCUGUCCAUGGCUCAGGAGGGCCUUGGUGUGGCUAACAUAUUUUGUGAUUUAGAUUGUUAGCUUACUGGUAAAAAAUGACUUCUCCAUCAUGCUCUGUCUUCCAUCAAAUUAUACGUGAAGAGAGACAUUUGCUUUGUGGUGGGAUUUUUCACAUUUUUGUAUACUAUGAGCUGCAUUGAUAGAAGAGAGCAGAUCAUACAUAGUGGUAGAUAAUCCAUAGACAUACUCAUGCAGUAUACCCUGCUUCCUCUGUGAAACCUCUGUGGAUAUUGCCAUUUUUUUCUUAUGUGAACAAAAGCAGCAGCACCAAAUUAAUAGGAUUCAAUACCUAUGACUCUAAAAGCCCUGAGUAGCUGAAGGCCUCAUAGGCCUUCACUGGUAGGAAUCUGUUGAGGGAAGGAAGGGGAAAGGAUGGGGAGGGGGGAUAAUCAAGACAUUUCUGUUUAUGCUGAUAUGGUUUCAUGAAACUAUUUUAUUUGUGUGUAUAUGUGUAUGUAUAUAUCUACUUUUAAAAUAUUCAGGCCAUAAUAAAUUAACUGCAGCUUUACUUUCAGAAGUAAUUCUGAAGCUUUUUAUGAUUUCAUAUCAGCUUAACUGUCUUGUUAAAAAUGUACACAUUUGCUUCAGUGCUACUAAAUAACUCUCCUACUCUUAAUAAAAUUCAUAUCAUUUGAGAGGAAUGAAGCUGAAUUUACCUUUGUUUUUAAGGGCACAUUUUUAUCGUUCAUUUUUUUUGUAUUCAUUAAAAUGAAAAUUAUACUAUUGGAUUGUAGAAAUCCCAUUCAUUCAUUCAUAAAUUGAAUUAUGUAUUGAGCAAGGCACAGUGGCACAUGCCUGUAAUCUCAGCAGCUUGAGAGGCUGAGGCAGGAGAAUUGCGAGUUCAAAGACAGCCUCAGCAAAAGUGAGGCAGUAAGCAACUCAGUGAGACCCUGUCUCUAAAUAAAAUACAAAAAGGACUGGGGAGGUGGCUCAGUGGUCUAGUGCCCCUGAGUUCAAUCCCCAGUAUCCCUGAAAAAUAGGUAUUGAGUUCCUUACUAUGUGCCAAGUAUUCUUUGGUAUGCUGGUUAUACAGCUGUAUCCCAUACAAAGUACCUGCUUCUAUGGGGUUUACAUUCUAAUGAAGAAGACAAACAAUAGCAAUAUAAGCAAUGUAUAAUAUCAGGUGCUAAGAAGAAAAGGCAGGGAAUAGGGACAAAAUGUGAAGGUGGUUGCUACUAUAUAUAAGGUAGUUAGGAAAGAUCUGUCUGAAGAGGUGAUAUAGGUAAAGAGCCUCAUAAGCAUAUGAGCCAUGUGACUGAGAAAGACCAUUCUUCACAGAGGUAAACGCAAGUGAAAAGGCCCUAAUAUGUUAACUUACAUAUUUAAGGACAAGCAGAGGCUGGUGAUGUUAUAGCGUAAUGAUUAAGAGAAAAGAGUGAUAAGACCUUUAUGAAAGGUCCAUUUAGCCUGGUAUGGAUAUGUAAAUGGAGGCCAUUAGUGAGAUAGAGAAGAGGAGUGGCAUAAUUUGGCUUACCUGUAUGAAAUAUGAAGCUACAGUGUGAAGGUUAGACUGAAGAGGAUUGAGGUGGAAAGCAGAGAGACCAGUUAGGUUAUUACAGUAUUCCAGGCAAGAGUCUUGAGGUAGUCUUACAGAUGGUGGAGAAGUGGUUAGAUGUUGGAUUCAGUCUCUAUUUUGAAGGUAAAGGAAGUUAGGAUUUACUGAUGGGGCUUGGAUAUUAGGAAGAAGAAAGAGAAGAGUAAAGGAUGACUCCUAGAACUUUUUUCAACCUAAACGACUGGGUGAAUUCUAAGAUAGAGAUCAGGCAUACUGGAGAAGAACAGGUUUGGAGAAGCAUGGAAUUGAGCUCUAUUUUGUCCAUGUUGGUUUGUAGAUGACGAAUAGACAAUUGGAUUUCAGAGUAUAAUUUAGGGCUUGAAAAUUAAUCUGGCAGUCAUUAGGGAAUAACCAUGGCAUUAGAUGAAAUCACUUAAUUCAGCUGAAAAAGAGAAAAUGGCAAAGGACCUAACCCUGGAGUAUUCUAACAUUAAGAAGUAAAAAAUAGGAAUAAUAACAAAUAAAAGACUGCAAUGAACUAGAAGAAAAAUCAGGAGAUUGGUAUGCUGGAAGCCAGGUAACAAAAGUGUUUCAAAAAGGUGGGAAUGUUUCUAUAUGUUCUCAUGUACAUGUAGAGGCUCAAAAAGUUGAUCUCAUAAGAGAGAGUAGAAUAGUGAUUAGCAGAGGCUGGGAAGAGUUGGGGAGUGAAGUUUGGAGAGAGGAUGGUUUACAGGUGUAGGGGUGCAGAAGGGAGCGGGAACUAAUGUUUUAUAUAGCACUGUAGGAUAACUGUGUUUGACAACAAUGAAUUGCAUAUUACAAAAUGGCUCCUAAAGAGAAUUCUGAAUGUUCCCUAAUACAAAGAAAUGAUAUAUGUUUGAGAUGUAAUAUAUAUGCCAGUUACCCUGAUCAUUAUACUUAUUUGUAUAUAUUUAUUGAAAUAUCACACUGUACCCCAUAAAUAUGUAUGA